This is a messenger RNA of Sclerotinia sclerotiorum 1980 UF-70, 678 nucleotides long. RefSeq lists its product as hypothetical. Gene Ontology annotation, molecular function: double-stranded DNA binding. The coding region runs from base 1 to 678 and encodes 225 amino acids. NCBI's taxonomy places the organism in Eukaryota, Fungi, Ascomycota, Leotiomycetes, Helotiales, Sclerotiniaceae. The record is from RefSeq and is a predicted model, not a curated record. The transcript has a single exon. Gene Ontology annotation, biological process: reciprocal meiotic recombination.
AUGUUUGUAAAGGCUCCCAAGAAUCUGCCACCAGCAGCCAAGCAGGCAAAAAUCCUCGAGUGGUUUCGAACCACGAUGGGAGUCUAUUCUUUCAAAGAGCUUGAGAAACUACUUCCGUCCGUCGGAUCGAUCAACGGCAUGCUAGUGAAAGAGUACAUCCAAGCACUUACCGACGAGAACCUGAUCCGUGUUGAGAAGAUUGGCAGUGGUAACUGGUACUGGUCAUUUACCUCGGAUGCCAAGAAGAGCAAGGAAAAUAUGAUCAAUAAGUUGAAGGAGGAGGAAAACAAACUAUUGGCUUCCAUGAAGGAUGCUGAACAGCAAAUCGAGAAGGAAAUGAUGAAACGUCAAGAGGACGAUGAAAUACUCCUAGACGGUGGAUCAGACAGACACACUUUGAUGGAUGCUUACGAGACUCUUGUAAAGGAGAACGAUAUUCUAGACAAGGAAUUGGCACUCUACAGUGACAACGACCCUACUGAGGUUUUGAGAAAAGUGGAGGAAACCAACAAACUCAAGGAGAGCGCUUUAAGAUGGACCGACAACCUUGAGUCACUGGAAUCCUUCCUUGUCAAUUUGACCGGAGACCGAGCUCAAGCUGGAGAAAUCAUGUCCCGAACAUGUGGUGAUGACUAUGUUAUUGGGGAAGGGUUGAAGGAACUGGUGGCCCCAAAUUAG